This is a messenger RNA of Dibothriocephalus latus, 1350 nucleotides long. The record is from the annotation of a GenBank genome assembly. Lineage: Eukaryota; Metazoa; Platyhelminthes; Cestoda; Diphyllobothriidea; Diphyllobothriidae.
AUGAGGGGACAGUCGGGUCGGGUCACCCUAUCGAUCCGCCUUUUGUUUUCUAUCGCAGGUGACUUCGUUAGUGUCAAGGAUCUUGGUGGCAAGCGGGUUCUGCAUGUGGAAGGCAAGGGGCUUACCUUACUUGCCGAGCAAGCGAUGAUCGACGUUGCCCACCUCCUUCGCCCAGCUCACUUGCAGGUAGCUCCUCUGGAUAUGUUCACAGAAAAGAACACGGGCACCAACUUACCCGCUCAAAUUGAAAUCUAUUCUACUGGCGGCAACGACUACAACUUCUUAUUUAUGGCAAAAGGUGGCGGUUCGGCAAACAAAAGCUUCCUCUUCCAACAAACUAAGGCUCUCUUGAACGAGGAACGCCUCUACAAGUUUAUUGCCGAAAAGAUGCUGACCCUCGGAACCGCGGCCUGUCCACCCUACCACUUGGCCGUUGUGGUUGGGGGCACCUCUGCUGAAUUCAAUCUGAAGACUGUGAAGUUGGCUUCCGCCAAGUACCUUGACAAUCUGCCCACCAAAGGCAAUGAACACGGAUGUGCCUUCCGCGAUCUGGAGGCUGAACGCCGUGUGACCGAAAUAAGCCAGAAAAUUGGCAUCGGUGCCCAGUUCGGUGGUAAGUACUUCUGCCACGACGUGCGUGUCAUCCGGCUGCCCCGUCAUGGUGCCUCCUGUCCCGUUGGAAUUGGUGUUUCCUGCUCUGCUGAUAGACAGGCUCUCGGAAAAAUUACGAGCGAAGGCAUUUUUGUUGAGCAACUGGAGACUGAUCCCGCGAAAUAUCUGCCUGACCCGUCCGCAUCUCACCUUUCCGACACCGCAGUCAAGAUCAAUCUGAACCAGCCUAUGGACAAGGUUCUUGCUGAACUCUCAAAGCAUCCUGUACGAACCCGUGUCUCAUUGACCGGUACCCUAGUCGUUGGCCGUGAUAUCGCCCACGCCAAAAUAAAGGAACGCCUUGAUGCUGGUGAACCGAUGCCCGAGUACAUGCGAAACCAUCCCAUCUACUAUGCCGGUCCGGCAAAAACACCGGAGGGCUACGCCAGUGGCUCUUUUGGACCAACAACUGCCGGGCGAAUGGACAGCUACGUCGAUCUAUUCCAGUCCAAGGGUGGAAGUAUGAUUAUGUUGGCAAAGGGUAACCGUUCCAAAGACGUAACCAACGCGUGUAAGAAGCACGGCGGUUUCUAUCUAGGCUCAAUUGGUGGCCCCGCAGCUAUCCUGGCCAAAAACAACAUAAAGAAGGAAACGAUGCUCAUGCUAGUGACCGCUGACGGGUGUCCGCACGAGAUGAAGGCCGUGGACAUGUGGUGGCGGACCUUCGAUGAGGAGACGCACAGUUUCAUUCGCGAGUGA